UUCAGGGUUUUAAUUGACAUUGAUUAUUUAUCACAUAAUUGAUCAGCUGAGAGAUGACGGUGUUUCAGCGCUGUCAGUGGGAGGGACUGUGAAGUUGACUAACUUGAGCACAUACAGCAGAAAGAGGAAAUGACCAAACCCAAUAGAACUGGAGGCGGAGACAUCGAGAAAUUACACAGAUGUGCAUUUUUUCAUAUUUUCAUUUCUACAAAAGUCUCUUAGUAGUGGACUGGAGUUCGGAGUCCAGUUCAGAAUGAACAUCCUCCUCAUCAUCAUCAUCACCUUCUACAUGAUCUCAGGUCCAGUGCACUGCUCUGACGUGAUUGGUUAUGCUGGAGAUCACUUAUUAAUUGAUUUCAGACACCCAUCCGAUAUCACGUCUACUGUCUAUUUUUGCAAAUUAAAAUCACAAGAAGAGUGUGAAUAUUUGAUAUCAGUUCAGAGCAGAGGCUCAGCUCAUAAAGACAGAUUUAGUCUGUAUGACUCCGGUGAAUUUAUUACAGUGCUAUUCAGAAAUCUGAGUGUACAGGAUGCUGGAAUUUAUCUGGGUGAAGUGACGAAUGGGUGGAGUCACGACAUUAACCUGAAAGUGAACGCUGGUCCAUGCUGUAGCAGGACACAAUCAGUAACAGGUUAUCUGGGACAGACGGUGACGAUCAGCUGCUCCUAUCCAGUAGAGUUUGAAACAAACAUCAGGUCCUUCUACAAACUGGACGGUCGCUUCGAACAUGAAGUGAUCCGCACCACAGGAACAGAACAGCAUCAGGACGGCAGAUUCUCCAUUUCUAGUGACAGGAGGAAUAAAGUGUUCAGUGUGAACAUCAGUGAUGUGAGAGAAGAUGAUGCAGGACUUUAUUCCUGUGCAGUUGGUAAUGAGGAGACUAAAGUCACUUAUCAGUUGCUCUUCACAGCAAUUCAGCUCCAGGUCACUGAAGUAACAAAAGAGAUUCCAAGUGACACAGCAGACACACUUCAGAUUGGUUCCUCUGUCAUCAUCGUCCCUGUGCUUGUCUGUGUGAUCUUGCUGCUGGGUGUUGGAUUAGCACUGAUCUUUUACAGGCAGAGAAGGAACAAGUCACAAGGUUCCUUGCAGAGAAAUGAGACGGAGAGACAUUCAAUAUCCCACUACGAUGAGAUUAAAGACCACAGAGCCCAUUCAGAUCCUGAAGCAACUGCAUAUUACUCGACUAUUGCUCCAUCCACAAUCCCCUCUGAUCCCCCAAACUCUGUGUACGCCACUGCACAGUUACCCACAAUCCCCCCUGAUCCCCCAAACUGUGUGUACGCCACUGCACAGUUACCCACAAUCCCCUCUGAUCCCCCAAACUCUGUGUACGCCACUGCACAGUUACCCACAAUCCCCCCUGAUCCCCCAAACUCUGUGUACGCCACUGCACAGAUACCCACAAUCCCCUCUGGUCCCCCAAGCUCUGUGUACGCCACUGCACAGUUACCCACAAUCCCCUCUGAUCCCCCAAACUCUGUGUACGCCACUGCACAGAUACCCACAAUCCCCUCUGAUCCCCCAAGCUCUGUGUACGCAACUGCACAGUAACCCACAAUCCCCUCUGAUCCCCCAAACUGUGUGUACGCCACUGCACAGUUACCCACAAUCCUCUCUGAUCCCCCAAACUCUGUGUACGCCACUGCACAGUUACCCACAAUCCCCUCUGAUCCCCCAAACUCUGUGUACGCCACUGCACAGUUACGCACACACCCUAAGCUGUGUUUUUAAUUGUGUUUUAGUCACAUGACCAAAUAUGAACAGUUUGAGUACGGCUAAGUGCACGCAGGUACUGAGGCACUUUUCAGGGUUCGGAUGUUUACCUGAGAGCAUGGGAAGGCAAUUUAUUCAUUUGAUUGAAAUUUUUAUGAUUAGCUCCUUAAUAAACUCUUUCUAAAAACAUGGAUGAAAUUCCUUAAAUAGACAAAUACGUUUGUUUUCCGUUCAAUAAAUGCAUAUAAAAAAGUUUAAUAUAUAUAAUGACUCUUUAUAUGUGUAGUGACAUGUAAUGACGAUUGUAUUCAUUUCUUGAGUUAAUUCAUUUAUUAAUAGAACAAUCAUUCUUGGUCACCACUCUCUCUGCUGUUUUAAUGAAGGACAUUUUUACAGUUACCUGAAACACUGUACCUCAGUCACCUUUCUCACUGUACAGAAUGUGUAGCAAAUAUGCCAAAUGCAUAACCUUUCAAAAUACGCUAAGGCUAAAGCUUUCUCUUUUUUUGCAUGUGUAAUUCUCUACUUUGUAAAGCAAGCUUUCAUUUGAAAAGUCGUUGUGCAAAUUUAAACAAUAAUUGAAUGAUUUGUUUGUUUCUUUGUUUACCAACCAUUUGAUUUUGGCAAUUUAAUAAAACAGUUAUUUUAUUUUAUAAAAUUUUAGAGUCCACAAUCUGUCUGGCUGAAUCUCGGGUCUUUCUUUGG
Ictalurus punctatus (channel catfish) is the source of this 2422-nucleotide messenger RNA. It is a transcript of the gene nilt55, whose product is annotated as polymeric immunoglobulin receptor. Lineage: Eukaryota; Metazoa; Chordata; Actinopteri; Siluriformes; Ictaluridae. The record is from RefSeq and is a predicted model, not a curated record. The transcript has 7 exons. The coding region runs from base 254 to 1555 and encodes 433 amino acids.